CGGACGCGCGCACACAGAGGGCUGUGCUCCGCGGCUCGGCUCCACCUCGCUCUGCGGGCGCGUGAAGAGGAUCCAGCCCGUCAUUUCAAGGUUAUCUCCUGCAGGAGCCUCUCUUCUUCGGAUCCUAUGGGAAUUCUGGUAGCCGCGAUCUUUCUCUGGGCUGCCGUCGGAGUGGGAAGCCGGCCAGUGACCUCACCCCUUAAUGAUGCAAAGGUUGAAUGUAUUAUUCAGGAGACACUGAAUGAGGAUGGGUCGCAACACGAAUGUGGCCCAAAACUAGAAGAGGAACUCAAUGAAGUGCAAAGACACCAGGGUCUUCUCAGGGAGCUGCAGAGGCUAGCUGAAGAUGAGAGAGAAAAGGAGCACGACACUCAGAGGGAGCGAUACGAGUACAAUCUGGCCGAUGACGAGAGCGACUUCGAGCAGCAGGACGAGGAGGCAAAAGACGAGAGCGACGGCGUGGCGGAAACAGAGGGAAAGACAGAAGAGAAGUCAGAGGAUGACGACACCAAGGAGAAGAUCAUGGAGGAGCCGCGGAUUGAAGACAGAGGGAGGGAUGACGAGGAGGAAAGAGCCAAGGAGCUGGAGGAGCUGCUGGCUGCAGAGAUCACCAAGAAAGGAAACGAAGAGAAGAACGACGAGGAGCUGAAAGAGCUGCUGAAGGAGCUGAAAAAGAAACGCUACGAGGCGGUGAAGGAGAGGGAGACGCAGAAGGGCUCGGAGCAGAAGGAGGCGGAUGGAAAGAAGCCGCAGCAGGACAAAGAGAAGGAAGGAGGGGUGGCGGAGGAUGCAGAGAAGCAGAGGAUGGAGGAGCGGAGGAAGAGCGAGGUGGAGCUGAUGGUGGAGAAGGAGAAGGUGGAGAAGGAGCUGAAGGAGCUGCUCAAAGAGCAGGACAGCAAGAGCAAGCCGGAGCAGGAGAGGGAGAGGAAGGAGAAGCAGGAGGAGCUGGACGAACUGGUCAGGAAGAUGAAACGGGUGCAGGAGGAGGAGGAGGAGCAGGAGGAGGAGGUGCCGGGUGAGAAGGAGGAGGCUGCUGCAGGAGGAAACGAGGAUCAGAAGAAAAACGAGGGUGAAGAAGAGAAGGAGCCCGGCGAGAAAGAGGAGAAUGAAGUCCAAAAGAAGGAGGGAGCGGCCGAGGAGGUGAAGGAGCCGCAGCAGAAGAGAAUGAUGGAGAAGGCCAGCGACGAGGCCACGCGACAGUUUGAACGCGAGAGAUUUAAGGAGGAGGAAGAGGAGCAAGAGGAGGGAAACGGAGAGGAUGAGGAGGAUGAGGAGGAUGAGGACGAGUACGUCAGAGAGGAUGAGGAUGGACAAGACGGGGAGGAAGACCAAGUCAACGAAGAGGACGAUGCAGAAGAAGAUGAAGGGGAGGAGCUGCUGGAGAUUGAAGCUGAGCUACGCAAAGUCGCUGCAGAGCUGAGGGAGCUUCGCCGAGGAUGAGACACACACACACACACACACACACACACACACACACACACACACACACACAGACACACACACUGCAGACUGACAGAUACCCUUUGUUGCAUUCACACUCACACAUUCCCCAUUUAAACGCCUUGGAGUCCCUGCAGCACUCAGAGGAAAAUGUCUUUAGAUGUGAAUCUGUAAAUGGACAUAAGUAGAAGUCGUACAUGCCGUUGUGUCAUUUCUACUUUCAGACUUUCCCGGGUGAAGCUGUCACUGUUUCGUUGCGAGCGUGCACUUUAGCGCCGAGAAAAAAGAGGCAGAGUUUUCCCGGGGGGGGUUCUCAAAGUUUGCGUCCAUCGCCGUCUCAGUACCUAUGAAACAUGUUUGUGAGGUGGACAGGUGAUUUCACUGCAGCUGUAAAGGGAUGCAGAGCAUUCAGCACUUGCAUUGAAAUUCCCCUACUAUCCUACCAGUUAAUAUCUGUAAUUGAAUAUAUAUUUUGUGCAAUAACUGAUAGCCACUACAAGUGUAAGCUGUUCCUGCUGUUCCGACUGUUAAUAACAUGUUCUACUGAUCUUUCUACACAGGAGUAAGUCGAUAUCUGCUCUUCAUUUCUUUGAUGAGAAAAAAAAAAAAGUAGAGAUGAGGAUUGUGUUUCAUUUGGCUCACGCACUGUUAAAACCAGACUGUUUGUAAAUGAACCGGGGUGGCACAAGCAACACGCUGUUCAAUCCGCGCACCGACGCGCGCGUCAGGUGUCAACUUUGUCUUUUUCACGUGGUGGCGGCAGGAUGCGAUGCGCUUAGAGCUUAUAAGGUCUAAAAGUGUCACCUCAGGUUCUCAGCCAGCUUUGCACUCUUAUCUUAACAAGCCAAGGAGGAGGAGAUGAAGGGGAGGAGGAGGAGGAGGAGGAGGAGGGAGACACUAAAGCCAUUUUGUCGUCUUUUGGUGACAAGAACAUUGAUAAAUGCCCGGUAGUGUUGCAUCACAGUUUCCAUGGCUGUCAUUUCAUUUGUGUACAUACUGUAUGAGAUAUGUGGUCUGUAAGCCAAGGUCAUAGAGAAAAACAACGCAACAGCGCCCCCAGGAGGACACUGGAGAGCAGGUUUAACAGGGUUACUGCUGGAGGCCCAUUUUACUGCAAUAAGACGACAUAGAAUACAGCACACGUGAAUGCAAUAAUUAGCCAAGUAAUAAAUUAUGUAAGGUAUUUUAAUAUGUAGUCAAAGUGCAUCAUAUAGUACUCAUAUUACAAAUAUAAUCUCUCCUUUUUCUACACAUUCAGGAUUUAGCGUACAUUUAUGUGAUCUACACACAAAGUGGCUGGUCGGCUUGUGUAAACACAACAAUAACACACAUUAUCAGUCAACACCUAUCAGCGUAUUAAUGUCUAUUCCAAAGAGCAGAUGUUUGUUCACUGAAGAAUAACUGAAAAAUGAAUGUAUUGGUUGUUUUUUUUUCUUUUUCCUUUUUCUAUAGAAGUGCAAAAUGUUUCCACAAAAUGCAAAACAUACCGUACAAACCAGCAAGAAAGAAAUGUCUGCAGAGGGAGGUGGGGGUGAGCGGGGACAUGUUUGGGCAAAGAGGACAUUUCGAAUAGGAAAAAAAAUAAAAAUAAAACAUCAUUUGUAAUAUUACUGGCCAAUCAGAGUGCUGUAUUUUGUGCCUGCUGUAUCUUCUUCUACGCUACCUGUCGAUCAAUAAACAGAAAGUGUAUCAAA
Salarias fasciatus (jewelled blenny) is the source of this 3134-nucleotide messenger RNA. Its product is annotated as vicilin-like seed storage protein At2g18540. Bases 127 to 1440 code for a protein of 437 amino acids. The transcript is spliced from 6 exons. The record is from RefSeq and is a predicted model, not a curated record. Lineage: Eukaryota; Metazoa; Chordata; Actinopteri; Blenniiformes; Blenniidae.